Messenger RNA from Gorilla gorilla gorilla (western lowland gorilla), 1305 nucleotides. It is a transcript of the gene FBXO2, whose product is annotated as F-box protein 2. The record is from RefSeq and is a predicted model, not a curated record. The transcript is spliced from 6 exons. Gene Ontology annotation, cellular component: cytoplasm; SCF ubiquitin ligase complex. Lineage: Eukaryota; Metazoa; Chordata; Mammalia; Primates; Hominidae. Gene Ontology annotation, biological process: SCF-dependent proteasomal ubiquitin-dependent protein catabolic process; glycoprotein catabolic process; ERAD pathway. Gene Ontology annotation, molecular function: protein binding; ubiquitin protein ligase activity. Bases 81 to 968 code for a protein of 295 amino acids.
CGCCGGGACUCGCCGCCCCGGGACUCGCGCAGCUCGCAGCGCUCCGGCUCCUCCUUUUCUUGCGACCGCCCUCCGCAGCGAUGGACGGAGACGGUGACCCAGACAGCGUGGGCCAGCCCGAGGAGGCAAGCCCGGAGGAGCAGCCAGAGGAGGCGAGUGCUGAGGAGGAGCGGCCGGAGGACCAGGAGGAGGAGGAGGCGGCGGCCGCCGCGUACCUGGACGAGCUGCCCGAGCCGCUGCUGCUGCGCGUGCUGGCCGCACUGCCGGCCGCCGAGCUGGUGCAGGCCUGCCGCCUGGUGUGCCUGCGCUGGAAGGAGCUGGUGGACGGCGCCCCGCUGUGGCUGCUCAAGUGCCAGCAGGAGGGGCUGGUGCCCGAGGGCGGCGUGGAGGAGGAGCGCGACCACUGGCAGCAGUUCUACUUCCUGAGCAAGCGGCGCCGCAACCUUCUGCGUAACCCGUGUGGGGAAGAGGACUUGGAAGGCUGGUGUGACGUGGAGCAUGGUGGGGACGGCUGGAGGGUGGAGGAGCUGCCUGGAGACAGUGGGGUGGAGUUCACCCACGAUGAGAGCGUCAAGAAGUACUUCGCCUCCUCCUUUGAGUGGUGUCGCAAAGCACAGGUGAUUGACCUGCAGGCUGAGGGCUACUGGGAGGAGCUGCUGGACACGACUCAGCCGGCCAUCGUGGUGAAGGACUGGUACUCGGGCCGCAGCGACGCUGGUUGCCUCUACGAGCUCACCGUUAAGCUACUGUCCGAGCACGAGGACGUGCUGGCUGAGUUCAGCAGCGGGCAGGUGGCAGUGCCCCAAGACAGUGACGGCGGGGGCUGGAUGGAGAUCUCCCACACCUUCACCGACUACGGGCCGGGCGUCCGCUUCGUCCGCUUCGAGCACGGGGGGCAGGACUCCGUCUACUGGAAGGGCUGGUUCGGGGCCCGGGUGACCAACAGCAGCGUGUGGGUAGAACCCUGAGCGACCCUGCCUCCACUCUCCCCCAGUUGCCUGGAGGGCCAAAGGUCGAGGGUAGAUAGGCCUUAACUUAGUCCAUAGCGUCCUCGCCUUCCCCAAGCCACACAUCCUCCUCCCAUCCCUUGCUCCGAUCCCAGCCCCUGAGCAGGGAGAGAGAAGUUUUGUUGGCAUAGGUUUGCUUAGGUAGCCGGCUUCUAGAAUGUAGAUCCGUGAGGGCGUGAGCUUGGACUGGACCCACUGCUGAAUCCCCUGCACCUAGCACAGUGCCUGCCACAAAGUGGGCUCUCAAUAAAUAUUAUUUGUCCAAGGAAGGAAUGAAUGAACAAAUGGAUAAAUACUA